Molecule: messenger RNA, 1199 nt
Organism: Nilaparvata lugens (brown planthopper)
Lineage: Eukaryota; Metazoa; Arthropoda; Insecta; Hemiptera; Delphacidae
Exons: 2
Coding region: 535-906 (123 amino acids)
Source: RefSeq, a predicted model, not a curated record
GUUGAAAUUACAAUGCUUAAAGUAAAGUAAGGUGAUUUUUUACCUAUAUGAAUUAAUGAAACUCUCAAUCAAUGGUUAACACAUAAAAUGAGGUUUAUUUCAUACAUGUUUACAUCAUUACAUGAGAGUAGUUUUAGACAGUGGAUCAGCCAAUGAGGGUUUAUUUCUUUAUUAUCAUAUUACAAUGGUUAUACAUUCAAUAUUAGCUGAUUGGUGUGAUGAGGGCUACUACAAAAUGUUGGCCUUCUUGGCCUCGGCCGGUGGGAUGCCUGGCGGCGGCCGGACGACUGGCGGCGGGGUGACUGGUAUUGGUGGACCAGUCUACCCACUACAUACAAAAAAAAAAAAUUGUUGAUACUGACCUUUAAUACUUACCUUUACCGCCUUGGAUUUGAGCUUGGAACCUCCAACUUGGGAAGCUGACUUGCUAACCACUACACCAUAGAGGAUUCAUGUUUAAAGACUUAAAUUAUAUAGAAUUUGAUACUUCUCCCAACUGGUGACGAUAGUGGGGCGACUGGUGGCGAUAGUGGGAUGACUGGUGGCGAUAGUGGGACGACUGGCGGCGAUAGUGGGACGACUGGUGGCAAUGGUGGGAUGACUGGUGACGAUAGUGGGGCGACUGGUUGCAAUAGAAGAGUGACUGGCAGUGAUAGUGGGGCGACUGGUUGCGAUAGUGGGGCGACUGGCGGUGAUAGUGGGGCGACUGGUGGCGAUAGUGGGACGACUGGUGACGAUGGUGGGGCGACUGGUGGCAAUAGUGGGGCGACUCUUGGCGAUAGUGGGGUGACUCUUGGCGAUAGUGGGGCGACUGGUGACGAUAGUGGGGCGACUGGUGGCGAUGGUGGGACAACUGGCGGCGAUGGUGGUGCGACUGGUGACGAUGGUGGGGCGAUGGUGGGAUGACUGGUGAUGAUAGUGGGGCGACUGGUGAUGAUAGUGGGGCGACUGGUGGCGGUUGGAUGACUGGUUGUGGUUGGAUGACUGGUGUUAUGGAUUGAGGUCUACUUCUGAUGAGCAAUCCAUCGAUGAUAAGCAAACUCCAUCCACUGGAAUUUCCUUCAAAUUUCGACUCCCCAUCCAGUAGGGUCAUGCACGCUUGGUUGAUGAUGUCUGGAAGAUUGAUGAUACUGAAGAUGGUGGAAUGUGAAUGGGGGUCUAGGAUCUACUUUGUGAUUAUACAGUUUUUAGGUUAGGAU